Tarenaya hassleriana is the source of this 1184-nucleotide messenger RNA. Its product is annotated as ethylene-responsive transcription factor ERF071-like. Bases 156 to 1016 code for a protein of 286 amino acids. Gene Ontology annotation, biological process: ethylene-activated signaling pathway; regulation of DNA-templated transcription. Gene Ontology annotation, molecular function: DNA binding; DNA-binding transcription factor activity. Lineage: Eukaryota; Viridiplantae; Streptophyta; Magnoliopsida; Brassicales; Cleomaceae. The transcript is spliced from 2 exons. The record is from RefSeq and is a predicted model, not a curated record.
CCCUCCCAACACAAGCGUCAGUUGUCUUCUUCGUUCCUAAACUUCAUCCUUUUCACCUAAACCCUUAAACCCUUUUGCUUACUCAAACAAAACCUCAAACCAUUGCUUAGGUGCAUCGCCCAUUUCGGAUUUCUGCUUCAACGGGAAACAAGGAAAUGUGUGGAGGUGCCAUCAUCUCAGAUUUCAUCAUCCGGAACCGCGGCCGAAGUGUGUCCGCCGCCGACCUCUGGCCGCACUCCUCAUUCUCUAAGAUUGUCGGCGAGUUCGAGUCCGAUCUGAGUCGACUCGGACGCGGUGGCUCUGUCUCCAUCAAGAGGAAUCAACCCGUCUCAGGCGAAGUUGAAGAGGCGGUGAAGAAACCGAAGAGGCAGAGGAAGAAUCUGUACAGAGGAAUAAGGCAGAGGCCGUGGGGCAAAUGGGCUGCCGAGAUCCGAGAUCCGAGAAAAGGUGUACGGGUGUGGCUCGGCACCUUUAACACCGCCGAAGAAGCUGCUCGAGCCUACGACCGUGAAGCCAUCAAAAUUCGCGGCAAGAAAGCCAAAGUCAAUUUCCCCAACGAAGACACCCAUUUGUCCGCCCCCACCGUCAACCACCUCCGAAAUGACACGAUUUCUCACCUCAGCUACCUCAAUUCUCCGGUCGCCGAUUCAAGUAGCACCAGUUUCGGGUUCGGUGACGGUCUCAAUCCGAUCCCCGACGGCUGCAACACGAAUCAGGAUCAUAGCGCCAUGCACUCUGAUUCUGUAGUGGAGGAGAACUCCGAGGCGAAUUCAGCUUCGUAUUCUCCGCCGGCGGUCAAUGGCUGCGUGACGGAAGCGAAAGAAGGGGAGGAUGAGGAAAACGAGGUGCUGAGGUUGUCGGAGGAGCUAAUGGCGUACGAGGAUUACAUGAGAUUCUAUCAGAUUCCGUAUCUCGACGGCCAGUCCUCGACGGCGAUCGACGCCGGCGCACAAGUAAGCGUCGUCGGAAAUCUCUGGAACUUUGAGGACGCCGUGGCCGCGUCCCCCAUCGCUUAACGGUUUCAUUUCCCAGCAACAAUUUGAGCCUUGUUUGAAUUUUGUCGAUCGGUCAUGUUAUUCUUGUCAUAAACUCCCGAUUUCAUGUUUUGUUAAACUUAUGAUUAUCGAUUGUAAUUUCCUUUUUUUUGAUAAUGGUAAUCUGUAUUUUUCGUGUUUUUAUUCCAA